GUCUACCCUUUACUGGAAGAAACACGGGCGAGUUUGAGCUCGAGUCUGGAAAAUAUUUCUACACUGCCUUUCGCCAAGGUUACUGAUUUUGUGGAAUGCAAGAGAAGUGGGAACAAAUAUGCUGUUAAGGCCAGUCGGUGGAGCAAUGAAUCCAAUGCUCGUGGCAAGGAAACUUACAAAACUUUGCCUGGAGAUAUCUUGAUUCUAACUGAUGCUAAGCCGACAACCGUUCCUGACUUGGAGAGGUAUGGAAGAAGAUGGGCAUUCGCAUCAGUAAGGAUGAUCGGAGGGGAUGAUGAAGAGGAUGAGGCAGCAUCAUCCACAAACUUUAAAGUGAAGGCAUUAUUGGACCAUGAAGUAAAUAGUUCCUGGAAGCCAAUGUAUGCUGUUUUUCUGAUAAAUAUAUCCACUAACAGUAGGAUAUGGAACGCGUUGCAUAUGUCUCUGAACUUGGAUAUUGUGAAGGAAGUUCUCUGCACAGAUUUGGUGGCUAAUAAAGCUUCCAAUCUCUGUAUUACAAAAGGUGAUGGUUCUGGGAGUGAGGGCCUUGACGAGAGAGUGUGCCAUGAUCUGAAUGAAUCCCAAAUAAAAGCAGUUGCGGCCUGUCUCAAUAAACUCCAAUGUGAGAACAAGCCUUCUGUCGAACUGAUAUGGGGUCCUCCUGGAACUGGGAAAACUAAAACUCUCGCUACACUGCUAUUUACUCUCUUGAAAAGGAAAUAUAGAACCAUUGUUUGUGCUCCUACAAAUGUUGCCAUCAAGGAAGUGGCAUAUCGUGUUUUAAAGCUGCUAAAGGAAUCAGAUAGUGGUAUAAGCACUGAAAGGGAAAGUUUGCUCUGUUACUUAGGAGAUGUGCUUAUUUUUGGGAACAAGGAGCGGCUGAAAGUUGAUUGGGACAUUGAAGAAAUAUACUUGGAACACCGUGUAGUUUGUGUUGCUGAGUGCUUUUCUAAGGUCACUGGUUGGUUUCAAUGUCUAACUUCCAUGAUAGAUACCCUUGCCGACUGUGUGCGUCAAUACCAAAUAUUUUUGGAAGACGAACGCACAAAAAGAAGGAAACCAGGAAGUAGUGAUGAUGGGAGCGAAUGCGGAAGCAGUGAAGAAGAUGGUAACUGUGAGCUUAAAUCAUUUCUUGAGUUUUUCAGGGACCGAUUCAAGGCAACUGUCCAGCCCCUGCGGAGAUGCCUCUUUAUUUUCUGUACUCAUAUAUCCAGAACUAAUUUCCAGAAUAUCACAUCCCUCCUUACCUUACUUGAUUCUUUUGAAACUUUAUUAAGUGGAGAGAAGUUGGAUUCAGAGAUGAUGGAGAUAACUCUUUCAUGUGAUGAACGUAGCCUGUUUUCGUUUGAGACGUCCAUGGGUCCACUAUAUAAUUUAUAUAUGAAGAGACAGGAAUGCCUUUCCAUGUUGCUAACUGUUCGUGAUUCUCUGAAGGAUCUAAAACUUCCAAACUUCACGAGUAAGGACAUGAUUGCCGACUUCUGUUAUCAACAGGCUUCCCUGAUUUUUUGCACUGCGUCCAGUUCAUAUAAGCUGUACUCUGUGGAAAUGGAGCCUCUCAAUUUGCUGGUAAUCGAUGAGGCAGCCCAAUUGAAAGAAUGCGAGUCAGUAAUUCCUCUGCAACUCCCUGGUGCCAAGCAUCUGAUUUUAGUUGGAGAUGAGUGUCAAUUGCCUGCUAUGGUCGAAAGCAAGGUUUCUGGCAGGGCUGGUUUUGGAAGGAGUCUGUUUGAACGACUGAGUUCACUGGGUUAUUCAAGGCAACUUCUCAAUAUACAGUACCGGAUGCAUCCAUCAAUAAGUCUGUUUCCGACUUCAAACUUUUAUCAAAACCCAAUUUUGGACGGGCCAAACGUGAAGAGCACAAGUUACAGAAAAAGUCAUUUGCCAUGGCCCAUGUUUGGCCCUUACUCGUUCAUAAGUAUUCCUGAUGGACGAGAAGAAGUUGGUGAUGACGGAUUUAGUCUUAAAAACCCUGUUGAGGUGGAAGUUGUCUUGAGGAUAUUGAGGAAUCUAUACAGAGCUUGGCGUGGGUCAGAAGAAAAUCUGACAGUAGGUGUCAUAUCUCCCUAUGCAGCUCAGGUUGCUGCAGUUCAAGCUAAACUUGGAAAAAGGUAUGAAAAUAUCAAGGGCUUUUUGGUCAAGGUGAAGUCAGUGGAUGGAUUCCAAGGGGGUGAAGAAGACAUUAUUAUUAUAUCCACUGUAAGAUCAAACUUGCGCGGUACUAUUGGGUUUUUGUCUAAUACUAAGAGAACCAAUGUUGCUCUUACCAGGGCAAGGUAUUGUCUGUGGAUUGUGGGAAAUGGGGAAACACUGACAAAAAGCAAAUCUGUGUGGCAAGCUUUGGUUGACAAUGCUAAGAGUCGUGCAUGUUUCUUCAAUGUUGAUGAUGACAAGGACUUGGCUAAUGCCAUUUUAUAUGUGAAGAAAGCGAAUAAUCGGCUUGAUGAUCUGCUUGACAGAAGCAGUGUACUUUUCAGAAAUGCAAUAUGGAAGGUUCUUUUCAGUGACAACUUCCUGAAGUCUUUCAGAAAGCUGACAUCACUAAGGAGAAAGAUGUCAAUCAUCAACCUUCUGUUAAAACUUUCCAGUGGCUGGAGACCUAAGAAGAGGAAUGUGGAUAUAUAUUGUGAACACUCAUCUCACACAGUGAGACAAUUUAAGGCUGAUGGUCUCUAUGUCCUAUGCACGAUUGAUAUUGUAAAGGCACUGAGAUACAUUCAAAUCCUGAAGAUUUGGGAUGUAUUGCCUUUAGAGGAUGUGGCAAAAUUGGUCAAACGUCUGGACAGCAUAUUCGAGACGUAUAGUGAUGAUUUUAUUAGUCGUUGCAACGAAAAAUGCGUUGCGGGGGAUCGGGAAGUUCCAAAGACCUGGGACUGUCCUUUUGAUAUUGUCCGCUAUCGAAAUCCCAGUGAAGAUCAAUUUGGGAGUAGUUCUGAUGCUGAUGCUUCAGAUCGGAGGUUGUAUGCAGAGAAUGCGAAAGUGAGCGAGAGUUUGCUUCUGAUGAAAUUUUACUCCUUAUCAUCAGAUGUUAUCAGCCAUUUGCUCGAUGACAGUGAUGGUAACAAAGUGAGUCUUCCAUUUGAAGUAACAGAGCAAGAACAAGAGAUAAUUCUUUUCCCCAGAAGCACUUUUAUACUUGGGCGAUCUGGAACUGGAAAAACUACAGUCCUGACAAUGAAGUUGUUUAGGAACGAGAAACUGCAUGAUGAAGCAACGAAGGGAUUUCAGACAAACCAAAGUGUUGUCAGCAACAGCAAAGAUGCCUCCCUGGAAAUCAAUGUUGAGGAAAUCGUUGAUGGAACAGAGGAUUGUGUAUUGCGCCAGCUUUUUGUGACCGUCAGUGCAAAAUUAUGUUUUGCAGUCAAACAACAUUUAUCUCAACUUAGAAGCUCCAGCAUUGGUGCAAAACAUAGAGCACAAAGCUCUUCAGUUGAUGAGAUUGUUGAUGAUGCAGCGUUAUUCAAGGAUAUCCCAGAUUCGUUUGUUGACAUGUCUCCAGGCUUUUUUCCCCUUAUCAUAACUUUUCGUAAGCUUCUGAUGAUGCUAGAUGGAACUAUCGGGAUUUCAUUCUUUGAAAGGUUCCCUGAUCUAAGGGAGGUUUCUCACAGCCGAUCCUGCAAUUCUAGACCAGUUGCCUUACAAAGUCUUGUUAGAGCAAAGGAGGUUUCUUACGAAAAGUUUUGUGCAGUCUAUUGGCCUCACUUUAAUGACAAGCUAAGGAGGAGACUUGAUCCUUCCAGAGUCUUUACUGAAAUAAUGUCCCACAUAAAGGGUGGUCUUCAACCAGCGGAUGGUUGUAAAGGCAAACUUGAGAGACUUGCUUAUGUUUCACUUUCGGAGAGUCGUGUCUCCACUCUGAGUGCUCAGAGAAGAGAAGAAAUUUAUGAUGUUUUUGAGGAUUAUGAGAAGAUGAAAAUGGCAAAUGGUGAAUUUGAUUUAGCCGAUCUAGUCAGUGAUCUUCAUCGCCGUCUUUUUCGUGAACAGUUUACUGGUAACGUGGUGGAUUUUGUAUAUAUUGAUGAAGUGCAGGAUCUCACCGUGAGGCAAAUUUCACUGUUCAAAUAUAUCUGUAGAAAUGUUGAGGAUGGCUUUGUGUUUUCGGGUGACACUGCACAAACUAUUGCAAGGGGAAUAGACUUCAGGUUUGAAGACAUAAGGUCCCUUUUCUACAAGGAGUUCUUGAUAGAUUCAAAGGAUGGACCUGAUAUCAGAAUGGAAAAGGGAAGUCUUUCCAAAACUUUCCAUUUGAGCCAGAACUUCCGCACUCAUGCUGGUAUACUCAAGCUGGCGCAGAGCGUUGUUGACCUUCUUUACCGUUUUUUUCCUUUAUCCGUUGAUGCUUUGAGCCCCGAAACUAGCUUUAUAUGUGGGGAAGCCCCGAUUUUACUUGAAUCAGAGAAUGGUGAAAGUGCCAUACUGUCAAUUUUUGGGUACAGUAAUGUUAGUGGUAAUUUCGUUGGCUUCGGAGCAGAGCAGGUUAUUUUGGUUCGAGAUGAUCAUUCUCGAAAUGAAGUUUCAAACCUUGUGAGGGGGCAAGCCCUAGUUCUGACUAUAGUGGAGUGCAAGGGGCUAGAAUUUCAGGACGUCUUACUGUACAACUUUUUUGGCACGUCACCUCUGAAAAGUCAAUGGAGGGUCAUUUAUGCCUACAUGAAGGAGCAAGAUUUGCUCGAUAACAGCUCUCAAUGGUCUUCCCCGAGUUUCGAUGACUCGAAGCACAAUAUACUAUGCUCUGAAUUGAAGCAACUGUAUGUUGCUGUUACUCGGACAAGGCAAAGAUUGUGGAUUUGUGAGAAUGCCCUGGAGUUCUCCAAACCAAUGUUUGACUACUGGAAGAAGAAGUGCCUUAUUCAAGUUAGGUUGGUAGAUCAUGCCCUUGCAGAAGCAAUGAAGGUCAGGAGCACCCCAGAGGAGUGGAAGUCACAAGGUUUUAAGCUCUUACGUGAGGGUAAUUACCCAAUGGCAAUAAUGUGCUUUGAACGAGCAAGGUACACAUAUGGGGAGAAAUUGGCUAAGGCCUCUGCUUUGAAAGCAGAUGCAGAUCUCAAGCACGUUUUAAGUCCACGGGAGGCUUCUGACCUUCGAAGGCAGGCUGCUGAGAUUUAUGAAGCAAUUGGAGUGGCCGACUCUGCAGCGGAGUGUUUCUACAUGUUGAAGGAAUACGAGAAAGCAGGUAGAAUAUACAUGGAAAAAUUUGGAGAAUCUGCUUUGGAAAAAGCUGGAGAGUGCUUUUCUCUAGCUGGGAGCUACAGUCUUGCAGCGAAGGCGUAUGCAAGGGGAAAUAUUUUCUCAAAGUGCUUGUCCAUUUGUGCCAAAGGAAAACUCUUUGAAGUGGGUCUGCAAUACAUUGAGGAUUGGAAAAGUCAGGGAAAUGAGAAUAGCGGAGUAGUAAAGAAAAGUAAAGAAAUAGAGAAAUUGGAACAAGACUUUUUAGAGAGUUGUGCCCUUCAUUACUAUGACCUCAGAGACUACAGGGCCAUGAUGAAGUAUAUGAAGGCUUUUCACUGCAUCGACUCAAUGCGAAACUUACUCAAGAGGCUGGGAUGCCUCGAUGAACUUAUCAGUCUGGAGGAAGACCAUGGUAACUUUUCGGAGGCGGCAAAGAUUGCGAGGAUGAAAGGUGAUAUCCUUCGUGAGGUUGAUCUACUUGUAAAGAACGGACAAAACAAGGAAGCGUCGAUGAAUAUCCUGUGGUACGUGUUUUUCUAUUCCCUUUGGGCUCCUGGAAGCAAAGGUUGUCCCUUGAAGCCGUUUGCACAAAAGGAGGAGCUGGUAGCAAAAGCCAAACAUCUCGCGAAGCGCGAGCCUAUUGCCUUCUAUGAAUUUGUUUCUGUAGAAUCAAGCAUUCUGUUAAAUAGACAGAGCAGUUUGGCUGAAAUGAAAGAACGUUUGAGUGCAUCCAUGAGAAAUGAAAGUAUCAGAGGUGAAAUACUAUGCGCUCGAAAUAUUUUGGACUUCCAUCUCUGUCAAAAUAUCUCAAAUUUUUGUUGGGAAUACGAUUGGCUGGUCAACCCAAUGGCGUAUUCUGAACAACAGAUCUUGAGGAAUCAGAUUUCCAUCGACUCAUUGGUCUGCUUUUGGAAUCUUUGGAGAGAUAAGAUUGUUAGAAUUAUAAAGUGUGUAGGAUGUGCGGAGUUGCUGGAGGAAAAGGAAAAUAGGUGCUGUUGGGAGUUCUGUUUGAAUUACUUUGGUGUUCUGGAGCAACGGAACAACUUGCGGGGAACUUACGACCUACUAAACCCAGAUGCUGAUUGGGUCAGAAACAUAGAUAAACGAUUUCUUCGAAAAAAUGGACUCUUGGUUGCUUUGGAGCUUCAACAAUUGGUCUCUGCUGCUAAAAAAUAUUGGUAUUCCGAGCUUACUUCUGUUGGUAUGGAGCUCCUGCACAAAUUGGAUGCACUUUAUCAGUUUUCCUCAAAGAGUUCUCUGUCGAACUUCUGUCAAAGCAGAUGUCUUGCUCUUUUACAUGAGGUUUCGAAGUUCCUUCAAGAACUCAAUUUUCUGAAUAACUCUUUCCAGUAUGGUAGGACACUGAAGGGUUUCAUUGAAACAUCCAGUAGGAGGUACUUUGGUCACAUAUUUCCUCUUGACUGGCGAAUAUCAUCGACAGAGAGUAUGAUAUAUGUAAGAGGAAGUGAGGCUUCUCGUCAUCUACUGAGAGAAAUGAUGAACAUGAUAAUUUUGAAUAAGCAUUUUUCACAUGGGAAGAUGGGUGAGCUUGCAACUUUGGUUCUUGGGUCUGGAAUGCUCGACGAUAAGUUGUACAGGAAAAUUGCAGAAUCUUUUGAGGGAAAUACGUCAUGGAAGGCAUUUAUGGAAUGCGUGUAUCAGAAUGUACCACCAGACCUUCCUCACGCCAGCAAUAAUAGUAAGCCUGUGGAGUUGUCUUUGACUUGGAACCUUUAUCAAGCUUUGGCAGAUACUUACAAUGCCAAUUGGAGGAUUGAAAGAGACUACAUCACUCCGAAUUGCUUCUUGUAUCUCUUGGAACGACUUUUGAUUUUGCUAUCUUGCUCCAAAGGGCAAUUUUACGCAACCAAGUCUUCUCUAGUUGAAUGGCUUAUCUGCCAUGAAGGUUUAGCAAAGCCUAGCUUUACUUUCAACCUGGAAAAUUGCUUUGAGCUCAUCAUUGGGUUUGUUACUAGCACUAUUCAGCAGCUUCUUUGCAACAACAAUGAAACCAUAGAAUGGAUUAAAAGAUCGAACCUAAAUGUGGCGAAGUACUACCCACUGUUGGUCUUGAAGUUGGUUUUGUUGGUUUGUUUGCUAUACUUGAAUUUUGGCAUCAGUCCAGAUUUUCCCAUUGUUUUGCUGGGUAAGAGUUGGAUUUCGGCCCAAUUACCUCCAGAAUUUUGUCGUAUUCUUUCGCAUUGGUGGAAGCGGAACUUACAGGAAAUCUCAGUCAGCGUUUUCGCUGAAGCAUUCAAAAAAGUGGACGAUCCCCUUGUACUUACCAAUUCUGCUGCAGAUUCUUCAAACAUCUUAUGUCCCCAUGCCAUCAUUUUAGACGUGAAGUCGUACAAAUGCAAGGAAGAGAUUAUGAAAGUUUUAUUCCCCAAGGAUGGAAGCGCUGUGAGCUCUUGCAAGUUGCGAGAUCUGACCGAAGCUUCCAAUGAUUCCUCUUCAUCUUCCAACAGUGUUCCAGCAGCAGUUGUGCAUUCGGAUGGUGCAAACACGUCGCCGUUGGAGUAUGACCAAUCACAGAAAAGGUUGGAUUCAUUAGAGGCAGUAACUAAUGUGAAGGAUGGGUGGAUGGAAUAUGUCUCUACUACCUCGACGAUGAAGGUAACUCAAAGUCCUUGCACUAUUCCAUCCUGUUUUGACCGUGAAGAACACAACUCUGCCCCAGUGAACCGUACCUUGCUGGGACAAGAGUUGGGCUUAGUGAAUGAAGAAGAGCAAAGCGAAAUUGCCGAAGCUCAAAGAACCAGUGAAGUGAAGAAGGAUGCGCAGGCUUCAUCAUCUUCUUUUUCGCGGACUGGUGUUGUGGAGAACAGGAACAAGAACAAGGGAGUUCGCAAGUCCAAAGGUAAAAAAAAGAGGAAAGGAGGCAAGAAGAGAUGAAUCCUCAAGAUACAGUGCGAGUGAAAACUUUAUGCUGUUAUCAUCCACAAGCAGUCCCCAUUUUCGUAAUUACAUGUGGAACUUUUUAGUAAAAUAGUUCUUAGAGUGAAGAAGAACAGAUAUCACGACAGGAAGCUUAUUACUCUACACUUUUCCUGAAGUUCUAGCAGUGAAUAGUCAUGAAAAUUUACCAUUGCUGCUGACUAGUUUUUCUUGGUUGGAGUUUAAUGUUCCUUUUCUUUUCCUCUCUGAACAUCUAAUUCUCUCAUCCCUCGCGAUUGCUCGUAUGCAUGCAGUGAAGAAUGAGAUAGAAAAUGCAACUUGGUCUGCUUAUCUUAUGUACGAUAGAUAUUCUUGAUAGAGAAGUUUGCCUGAUUAGAGUGAAAAGACAUAAUGAUAUCCAGCCUGUGAUAGCAUAUGUCCAUAUGGGGGCGUACACAAUUCAUCAGUUCGUCCCGUUGCCGGACUAAGGGCGAUUCCAUUACCGGGGAAGUCGCCUAUUUACAGAUGGAUCAGCACAACAAUGAGCCGAAUCUGGCUCUUGAUGGAGGAUUAAGGACGACAUUACUAUGCGAUCUGAAUGGCUGCACAACUCUUGCAGUGGGUCGCCUCCUGAGCAGCUUUUAUUGUGCUAAGGGCUCGUCUCGACGGCCAUAUGGUUCUGGGCCUCGGGAUUUUGGUUAAGUGACGUCGAUACUCGAAACUCUUGGAAGUUUAGUUGUUGCACCGCUGAGAUGUAUCCCGGAAAGCAAUGCACGUACUUUGAAAUAUCUAUACUUCUCAAGGGGUCGCUCUAGGAAUAGAAUUGAGAAAACCAUUCUCGACGGGUAAUUCAUACGUGUCCGUACCAAUGUUUUCAGACGUUUGUCCAACGCUAACUUGAUAGAACAUUUCGUGGACUUCUACGUCAAGCAUAGAUACCUCUGCCUUAUCAUUUGUCUCAGUAAAGGUACUGUAGAUGUAUGUAAGGUUAAUGGGGACGAAUUUUCCUCGGCUUUGCGAAUGAGAUGUAACAUUGCCGACGCGGCUUUUCAAAAGCCGUCUGUCUAAAGAAUUCUAGGCUUUUACUAAA
This is a messenger RNA of Syzygium oleosum, 9136 nucleotides long. RefSeq lists its product as uncharacterized. The coding region runs from base 280 to 8064 and encodes 2594 amino acids. The record is from RefSeq and is a predicted model, not a curated record. The transcript has 11 exons. Gene Ontology annotation, molecular function: helicase activity; ATP binding; protein binding. NCBI's taxonomy places the organism in Eukaryota, Viridiplantae, Streptophyta, Magnoliopsida, Myrtales, Myrtaceae.